This is a messenger RNA of Priapulus caudatus, 5794 nucleotides long. RefSeq names its product pleckstrin homology domain-containing family G member 4B-like. The record is from RefSeq and is a predicted model, not a curated record. Gene Ontology annotation, molecular function: guanyl-nucleotide exchange factor activity. Bases 206 to 3817 code for a protein of 1203 amino acids. NCBI's taxonomy places the organism in Eukaryota, Metazoa, Priapulida, Priapulimorpha, Priapulimorphida, Priapulidae. The transcript has 23 exons.
CGCGCGCGACAGCUUCGUGUCGGCCGGCGGCGAGGAGGAGGACUCCCUCUCCGCGCGCGGGUGCGACGACAGCGUGUCGAGCUGCAGUAGCGCUCUGGACUCCUCCGCGCUGUCGGGUGCGGGAGGUCGGCCGAAGGAGGAGGUGGGCGGCGCCGACGCGGCCAUCGCUAGUCUGUGCACGCGCAGCGGCGAGGAGAUCGCGUGCAUGUGCUGCUCGCACGCCGAGCUCGGAGGCUGCGCCGACGCGGAGACGACCGCGCGCAAAGACACGACGACGACGUCGGUGGCGCCGCGUAGGAAAACGAAAUCGCUGUCGUCCUUCAGCGCAGGGGAGACCCCGACGUUACCUCUGCCUCGAUGUGCGAGUCAUUCCGCUAAGCGAGCCGCUAAGUCAGCAGGCAGCAAGGGCAGUUCCGCAGAUUCCCCGCCGCCCGGCAGUCCGAAAGCCGUCGAAGAAUCCAGCAAAGAAUUGGAAGAAAAGAUCAAGUCGUAUAGAAAAGCCGAGCCAGAGUUUCCUACAGAAAUCAACAAGAUAGACAUGGAAUGUCUAAAAACCAAAUUGGCAAUUCUAACAGGUCACAGAGACGUGGACGGUCAUGGAGUCAUUAUGUUUGAUACUGCCAAGGUAACCAAGGCUUGUACUGUAGAAAACGUGGGCAAGAUUCUCCUAUACUACUCCACUAUAGCAAGAGAGGAGAUAGUCUGUAAAGGCUUCACAGUAUUGGUGGAUGUUAGAGGGGCCACUCCAGCAUCCGCUGAGUUGAUCACUGCUGUCCUCUAUAAUCUUCAGGCGAAUCUUCCUGGAGCCGUCAACAAGAUCUUGGUGCUGGCUGCGAAUAUAAACGACGCUGCUGCCACCAUACUCCUCAACUCUUCAUUCAAGUGCCUGCUGUUAAAGUCAUGUGAAGCUCUCAUUCCCUACAUAGACGAGGAUCAGCUGCCGACACAGACAGGCGGGAAGUACGCCUACAACCACGAUGACUGGAUCAAGUAUAGAAUGAAGAUCGAGCCAUUCAUAGACCAGUGUCGCGCCGCCGCCAACCAUCUGCUGAGUCUAAUGCAAGAACUGAAGGGAGCCAGACUCCCCACCACUGCACAGGGAACAAGCGAGGUGAUCGACAGACACAAGCACUACAUCAGCUGCACGUUCGAUGACCCGGAGCUGACCAGCCUGCAGACGGAGGGCGACCGCAUCAUGGCCGAACUGCAGCGGGUCGAGCGUCUCACCGCACUCGAGCUGACACCUGACUACAGGGACACUGUCGAGCGCGUGGGAGUUCUAUACAAAGAAGUACAGAAGGUGAUGCUGAAGCUUGCCAAGGCGGCCGAAAACAGAAUACACAAGCUCGAGAACUGCCUGCAGAUGAAGACGUUUGAGGAAGAGUCCAACAACCUACUGAGCUGGCUGAGAACAGUGGCGGCGGCCGAACUCACUCAGCACCAGGCCGUCACUGAUAACCUCAGAGACAGUCGCAACCAGGAAAGAAACUUUGACAAGUUCUACUUCACUGCCAUGGAGAACAUCGCGAAGGGUGCAGACCUGGUGGAGGAGGCUGGCAUUGUAACCGAUGGUAGCCAGGAGAUGGGAGUGUGCGUACGAGAGCUGUCAAAAACACUGAAGAGGGAGAUGAAGGGUUUCUCGGCGAGACUAGAGGACACGAGAGAGGUUAUAGAAAACACUGCACAGUGCUACAAGCUACUAGACAAGGCAUACGAGUGGGCUUUACAGGCCAUGAAAUAUAUCUCCACCAUGAAAAUGGAACUCCAUUCGGCCAGCGCAGAAGGACUGGCCAAACUCAGUGACAGUCUCAAGGUAUGCAUUUUCUUGCAUGUAGUCGGUUAUUGGUUCCUCAUCACUAGCCCGGGCGGGGAGUACGGCCGCAUACGGCGGCGGGAUGACGAGCCGCUGGCGACGGCAGGCCCUGCGAACGAGCAGCCGUCAGCUGCUCCAGCCGCUCGAAGCCCGCGCGGACGCGCGAGGGCAGGCCACGAUCCGCCCCGUCACCGAUCGUCGAUUGCUGGACGGCCACCGUCGGGCCAGCAGGCCGCCGCGCAGCAGCCGGCGGAGUCUGGCAUCGCCAAGGCGACGAAGGCGUCGUGGGCGCUGCACCGGGAGGGUGGCGCGUCGGAUGCCGAUGAGCUGCUCGGUCCCUUGCAAGCGCGUGCGCGCGACGCGGCAUUGUUCGACGAAGCUUGUCGGCGGUCGAGCUUUGUGGCGCGAGCUGCAGCAUCAAGAUCGAUAACGUGUACGCUGCUGACGGGUGAUGCUCGUUCCAGCCUGCCAGAAGGUGCUAGCGGUCCUGCAUCGGCUGGUGAACAGGUGUGGGAUGGACCACCCAGAAUCAAUAGUGAUAAUAAGGAGGAGCACAUCUCGCACUCUAUAAGCGACUUCCGACUUAGUGAGGAUGAGGCCAAGAGCAGGCGAACGCUACAAUUAAUCAUGUCGGAAAUGUACCAGACAGAGCAGGAUUACGUAAAUUCUCUUGGAUACAUUAUUGAUCACUACUUUCCUGAGAUGGAGAGGGAAGACCUUCCACAAGAACUGAGAGGCAAACGCAAUGUUGUGUUCGGUAACAUAGAGAAGAUCUAUGAGUUUCACAGCCAGUACUUCCUUGGAGCUCUUGACCAGUUUCGUGACGCUCCAUUCCACGUUGGCCAGAUCUUCCUCAGAUAUGAGAACCAAUUCUACCUGUAUUCUCUGUAUAACAAGAAUAAACCAAAGUCUGAUGAGUUGCUAGCAGAGAUAGGGAGCAAUUUCUUUAGGACUAAGCAGCUGCAGCUGGGUGACAAGAUGGACCUAGCCAGCUACUUGCUGAAGCCAGUUCAGCGGAUGGGCAAGUACGCGCUGCUGCUGAAGCAAAUCCUGCAGGAAUGUCCCGUCACCGAUCCCUACCACCAGGAGCUGCGGGCCGCUGAGGAGAUGGUGAAGUUUCAACUUCGUCACGGCAAUGACCUCCUGGCGAUGGAUGCGUUGAGAGAGGCGGACGUCAGUGUGCAGGAGCAGGGCCAGCUCCUGAGGCAGGAGGAGUUUCUCAUCUUGCAGGGCCGGCGGAAGUGCCUCAGACACAUCUUCUUGUUCGAGGACCUGAUUCUGUUCAGCAAGACGAAACACAACGUCAGCAAAGGCGGCCACGAGACGUACCAGUACAAGCACAGCAUCAAGAUGACAGACGUCGGGUUGACAGAACAGAUGGGAGAUUCGCCCACCAAGUUUGAGAUCUGGUUCAGACGACGGACGUCACGUGACACGUACAUCAUCCAGGCUGCCACACCUGAGAUCAGACUCGCGUGGGUGAAAGAAAUCUCAAAGCUGCUGUGGAAACAAGCUCUGCGUAGUAGAAGUAUUCGGCUACAUGAGAUGACCUCUAUGGGGGUCGGUUCACGGCCAAUGAUGGAUCUGAAGACUAGCAGCCAUCAGAUCAACGACCGAACCAUCAACCCUCCAGUGUGCCAGCAAUUAAAUAUUAAUGCAUCUCGGUUUCGCAACUCGAUUGCUGUGAGCUCCUUCGAGCAUCUGCAGCUGCAGCAGAACAAGCGGCCGCACUCUGUGAUCUCCAUCAGCAGUUCGUCAUCGUCCAACAGCAGCCAGUCUGCGCAGUCGUUCCUGUCGUACGGAGCCGCCGGCCCCCUGAUCGACGUCAACGACUCUCCGCACAGCCGACACCGUCCCGCCAGCAUGCACUCCGCAGAGAGUGGAAUCUGUGCCGAUAUAUCCACGAUAGAGAGUGUGUCGGACGUUUCCGAGAUUACGGAAAUCUCGAAAACACAUCGAACAGACAGUGCCGGAGAGUCACUCGCGCCAGCUGUUGUCGUGUAACUGACAAUGGUGCUGUGGAACUAUGCCUAGCUUUUGUUAUGUAACAUCGGGUGUAAGCGGCUCUGCAGUCACUGGGACCAGCUGUUUUUUUAACAGCAAUGAUUAGGACCCCAUUGUCCAAUCGUGCAUUGGCGAAAGCUGUCCGAUGUACAUACAAUGUAAUAUACAUUUGUACAUGAGUAUCAUGUAUGUAGGUUUUGUUAGCGCAUUGCCUGUUAGUUUUAUUUUAGCUUGUCGUGCAAGAAACCAAAAUCAAUGCAUAUUGGUAAAUCGUUGCAUAGAAAAUCAUGAUCAUUCUAUUACUUACAUGCAGUAUACUGUAAGAAUAUAUUGCUUUUUAAAUUGUUAAUUAGGUAUUUAAGGAUAUUAUGAAUUGUUGAGUUUCCAAGGCUAAUAUGGACUUUUCAGGCAAUCCACAAAAUUUUGUGUAAUAAGUUUUUACUUUUUAAGUGUGUGAAUAAGCUUUUUAAGGUUGUUUACUUUCGUUUUAAUUUUCAUGAUCAUGUCCAGGUAGCCUUGAAUCUCACACUGUUGUAACUUAUGUGUACGUGUAAACUAGAUGCUGUUUUCAUAUAUGAAAACAGACCAAAAUCUUGCACAUACCCAUGUUGUUUGUGUACUGUUCUGAACUUUUGUAACAGUGGAUUAUGUUGUGCAGAUAGGAUGCACAGUGUCCUGCUUAAGGCAAAUCGAAAGCGCUCUUGCAGCCCUCAUUGUAUAAAGAUAUAUAAAAUGUUUACUCUGGCUGUAACUAAUUCAGAAACUGUGGUAGGAUUCAAAUAUGCGAACUUGUACAAACCUGCUGAUUACCCUUUCUAAAUUUAGUAUAGUUAGUUUAUUGCAUAAAUAUCAACUCGUCCUGAGAAACGUCUGAUGAAGCAUUUUGGUCAAACCAUUACUCGCUUUGGAGUAGAUAUAAUCAAAGUAGAAUAAGAUAUAUUUUUGAUGCAGUCCGUGGAUGCCAUAUAUCACACGGGAAAAACGCCAGUGGUAUUAUGUACAGAUUCCAACUCUGCCCUACUUACACCCACAUGGGUUUGUAAAAUGCUUACUAUAUGCAUACAUGUUUGGCAGAGCGAGUCGGUCAUUGCCUAUAGUAACAACGGGAAGAGAGAAUUACGUGUGAUACAACGUAACAGGGUUUCAUGGAGUUUGGUACAAUAUUCGCAGAAUCUCAUGCUUUGACAUGCGAAAUAAUGGCAUCGUUUUGGGUGCGCGAUGUGGACAGCUUGACAUUCAUGACAACACAGAGGUGGGACACAUGGAAGUACAGAUCUGUGAUAUUGCAAUUACUAAUUACUGAUGCAAGAAUACAUCCUAUUUAAUUACAUACGCACACAUAAUACACACAAACACUAUUACCUGCACACUUUUGCACACCCACACGUGCUUGCCGUCAUGAAUUUAGUGUUGCAAGUAUUACAGAAUUAAGUACUAGUUGCCAUGUCAUAACAGAAAAUGUGAAAAAGGGCAUUGGUCAUUAUUGUAAGAACUUCUGUAAAAUUCUAGGCAAUACAAAAUGUAAAUUUUAAUUGCAUGCGAGGUAAUUGCAAACCCUAAACAUGUUUCCCAAUCACUGGAAAGGUUGCCUUUUCCUAAAUAGUACUUUUGAUAAUUGAUUGCAUUUGAGCGCAGUUCUAGAAUUUGCAGGAAACCUGUAACACAGGCCGUACAAUGCCUAUGCAACACACUUGAGGAAUUCUGCAGUGUGUGCUUAUCGUUUGUAAAACGUCUGUUGUAAAAAGUAAUUGCUUGAUGAAUUGGAUUUGAACCAUCUAUGUUUAGACACCACUGUAGACCUAAUUUCGCAAGCCAUUUGUGAGCAUUGUGUAAUCAAAACUCAUGUCUCAGGCACUCUGCAGAAUGUGAAUAGUCUUUAUUUAUUCUCGAAAAUAACAUGUUUGUACAUAACUGAAAGUCAUGCAUUCCUAUCAUGGCUGUAUUACAUUAUCAAUAGUAAACUCACGAUAUAAUUAA